Molecule: messenger RNA, 243 nt
Organism: Caenorhabditis elegans
Lineage: Eukaryota; Metazoa; Nematoda; Chromadorea; Rhabditida; Rhabditidae
Gene: M199.134
Exons: 2
Coding region: 1-243 (80 amino acids)
Source: RefSeq, marked reviewed
AUGUAUAUUGAAAUUCAAGUUGGCGGUAUCGGUAUCAUUCUUCUGUGCAUAAUCUGCUCGGUGGUUUGCUGUAUUCUGGCGAAGAACCGAAGAAACAGGAACAAAUACGCCGCCAAUGGUUGGCCCCGGACGUCCUGGAGCACCUUACGUCGAGAAUGGAAUUCCACCACCACCACCUGCUGGACAACCUGCUCCAAAUUUAAAAACAUUUCCAACUUUAGAACCAAUUUCAAUAGAGCUUGA